Messenger RNA from Phyllopteryx taeniolatus (common seadragon), 1482 nucleotides. It is a transcript of the gene ccdc92ba, whose product is annotated as coiled-coil domain containing 92Ba. Bases 390 to 1286 code for a protein of 298 amino acids. NCBI's taxonomy places the organism in Eukaryota, Metazoa, Chordata, Actinopteri, Syngnathiformes, Syngnathidae. The transcript has 5 exons. The record is from RefSeq and is a predicted model, not a curated record.
ACCACCGUGUUCUCGUUCACACCACACCCGCCCCACUGAAUCCGAGCCAGAAGGAUUGUAGCUCAUGUUAACGUUGGACUUAGCUUUUACCGGGGCAGUUGUUGUUCGGUUUUUAUGUCAACAUCAACACUUUUAAGUCGCGUGAAGGAUACAAGCCUGUAAGCAACACGUUUGUGAGCCUUGGGGGUCUAGUUUCGUCAAUUCUUUGCAUUAAUACUCAAGAACCUCAGCAAGAAGUUCUCUAGUGAUGACAUCUUUAACAAAAGCAGUGCUGGAGCGCCACGGGCUACAUCCAUAAAAUUUUCCCAUUUGCCUGAAUUUUGCAACCCUCGUCCCAUCCUCGUGAGCGCCCCUCUGCCCCUUGCCUCCCUGUGAGUGCAAACCCAGCCAUGGGUGAAGCGAGCAAUGUGGCCCGACAGCUGAAGAGCACGGAGAGGAGCGUGGUGUUCCUCAGGCAGGAGCACCUCACUUUGCUCCACGGGCUCCACCUGGAGAUCCUUUCCCUGCAGAGGCGGUGCUCGGAAUUGACAACUGAACUAAAGUUGAAACCUCCGGGUCGCAGCCAAAUAGAAAUACAAGAAGAGGAGGAGCUGGUGGAGGUCCGCUGCAGGUAUGUAGAAGACCGUCUGUGCGAGCAGGAGUGCACCAUAGGAGAAAUUCGCAAGGAGCUGAGCCACAAGGGCGCAUUGGUGGGAGCCCUUCGAGCCAAUCUGAAGGAAAAAGAACGGCACUUCCUGGAGGAGCUCAAACGGCGCAGCCACUGCUCCACCAUCUUGAACACUGAGCUGCAGAAACAAACUGAGGCAGCGGCGUACCUCUCCUUUCAGCUGCAUGCUGCCAAGCAGAAGCUGCAUCACCAGCGACUGCAGCAGAGGCACGCGCUCCUGACAAGAGCUUCCAGUCAGGCACCCCAGUACGGCGGCGACAGCAUCUCUCCCCAGCAGGUGCUCCUGGGAGCAUCCAACUCCUCUCCUGUGGUUAAACCCAAGCGAAAGAACACGAGAGGCUUCUCCAGAAUGGAGCGCGCCCGGGAAUGUGUGCCCAUGGAGAAAGUGACCGGCCCUGCGGAGCCCGCAGCCAUGCCGGACCCCGCCCUCUUCCUUCACGCCUGGAGGCUCCGAGUGCACUCCAGGAAAACCGUAACACAGAGACCACCUCCACUUGGCGUGGAACAAGAGGAUGCGGAGGGAGUGGGUCAGCAAGAACUAGUGGUGCCUCAAGAAGAUGCAGCCAGACUGAUGUCUGCAACUGCAGCGGCCCCUGCUGCUAAGGCACAGGCAGAUUAGCAAAGAACUGAUCUUUGAACUUCUUUUGUUAUUCUGCACUUUGACUGAUAUACACCAUCGACCAGGGGUGGGCAAAGUAUGGCCCGGGAGCCACAUACCGCCCACUGCGUUCUUUAAUCCAGCCCACCAAGGAUUUCCAUUAGCAAGGCUCGUCAUUUUCGUUGCUUUAAUUUAGAUGUUCCCCCCCCCCCCCCCC